Dovyalis caffra is the source of this 2904-nucleotide messenger RNA. Lineage: Eukaryota; Viridiplantae; Streptophyta; Magnoliopsida; Malpighiales; Salicaceae. The record is from the annotation of a GenBank genome assembly.
AUGGCGCCGCCUCCGACGAAAUCAAACAAGCCGGCAACGACAGACCAACAAGAAUCCUCCGAUGAGAAAGAAUCGAAUAAUUUAUGGGUAGGGAAUAUAUCAAUAGACGUAACAGAAGCAGAUCUAAUGGAAUUGUUUGCGCAAUACGGUGCGCUUGAUAGUGUAACGACGUAUUCAGCAAGAACUUAUGGGUUUGUUUACUUUAAACGCGUUGAAGACGCUAAACUUGCCAAAGAAGCCUUACAAGGGACCUCUCUUCGUGGAAAUCAGAUUAAAAUCGAGUUUGCUAGACCGGCCAAACCUAGUAAGCAUCUAUGGGUUGGUGGAAUAAGCUCAUCGGUUUCCGAGGAACGGCUGGAAGAAGAGUUUCUUAAGUUUGGUAAAAUUGAGGAUAUAAAGUUUCUUAGAGAUAGAAAUACUGCGUAUGUUGAGUAUUUCAAAUUGGAAGAUGCUUCUCAAGCCAUGAAAAACAUGAACGGAAAGAAAAUUGGUGGUGAUCAGUUACGUGUGGAUUUCCUUCGAUCACAUUCCACGAGAAGAGAACCAUUGCCCGACUUUCAUGAUUCAAGAGAGGAUCAGUUUUCAGCAACGCAUUAUGGAGUAAGACGGCCUCAGCUACCUCAGUCUUCAGUUGGGAGGAAAGACGGUCAACCCAGUAAUGUCUUGUGGGUAGGCUAUCCUCCUUCUGUGCGGAUUGAUGAACAAAUGCUACAUAAUGCAAUGAUUCUUUUUGGUGAGAUUGAGAGAAUUAAAAGCUUUCCUUCAAGGCACUAUUCAUUUGUGGAAUUUAGGAGUGUUGAUGAAGCCCGGCGUGCUAAAGAUGGCCUGCAAGGGCGCCUUUUCAAUGAUCCUCGUAUCACAAUUAUGUUUUCAAGUAGUGGGCUGGCACCUGGGAAAGAGUACUCUAGUUUUUAUCCUGGAGUUAAAGGUCCAAGGCCAGAGAUGUUUAACGAACAUCACUUUCCAACCAUGGACAUCAUGUUCGAUCAACCUGGGGGGCCAGGAAACUUUGCUGGUCCAUUUCCACCCAGCAGCAUUCAUAGACCAAACCUGCCAGUACGGUCUUUUGGUCCUCAAGGUGUUUUUGACCCUAUACUUCAAGGUGGAGAAUUUAAUGAUUUGGGUCCAUCACAUAGCGCUCGAGAUCCUGCAUCUGGAAUCCUUCCUUCUCCUGCUUCAGGUAUUAGGCCAUCCUUGAGGUCAGUUUCUACUGGAUGGGAUGUUCUUGAUCCCAACCAAUUUCCUAGGGAGCCCAAGCGGUCAAGGAUUGACGGUGCACCGUCUGUCGAUGAUGACUCUUUUCCUGCUAGAAAGAUGGAUGACCGUGACCUGGCUUUGGACAAACCAUAUGGGCUAGGUCCUAGAGGUGCAUAUCCAAGUCUCCAGGGGAAUAAUAGUCUUAGUCCAGUUGGUGGUAGGUUUAAGGGUCAUUUUGAUAAUGAUUUCAUAUGGCGCGGAACUGUGGCCAAGGGUGGAACACCUGUAUGCCAUGCCCGUUGUGUCCCUGUAGGGAAAGGGAUAGAAUCAGAGAUACCUCCUGUCAUUAAUUGCUCCGCAAGAACAGGGCUGGAUAUGCUGGCAAAACACUAUGCUGAGGCAAUUGGGUUUGACAUUGUCUUCUUCUUGCCAGAUAGUGAAGACGAUUUUGCUUCCUAUACAGAAUUUUUGCGUUAUUUGGGUUCAAAGAAUCGGGCUGGUGUAGCAAAGUUCGAUGAUGGGACCACUCUAUUUCUGGUGCCUCCAUCAGAUUUCUUAAAGAAUGUGUUGAAAGUUGCAGGACCUGAACGCUUGUAUGGUGUAGUUCUCAAGUUGCCGCAGCAGAUCCCUAGCAAUAAUACAUUAAUGCAGCAACAAUUGCCUCAGCCCAUCCAUUUUUCUCAGUAUCCAGAGAAUCAGAUCUCCCAUGCAGAAGUUGAUUAUAAUCUGCUCCGUCAGCAGGAGGAGCGAGUGAUGCCAAUCCAUCAGAACAGGGUUUUGCAUGAGAAUUCGAAGCUUCCUUCAAAAUCAUUUUAUCCUUCGACAACAGAAUCCCUUGCAGUUCCACCAUUUCCCCAAGAAUAUGCAUCAAAUCACGGUGCAGCACCAUCCGCUGCUGGAGUUUUGACACCAGAGCUUAUCGCUACUCUUGCAACUUUACUGCCUGCCAAUAAGCAGUCUUCUAGUUCAGAAAGUACCCAACACACAUUGGGCUCUUCUAUCGGCAGGCCACCAUUUUCUUCAGUUGCCCCUGACAAAGGAACUUCCUCUCAGGGAUGGAAACAUGAUAAUCAAGUUUCUGGAAAUGCAAAUCAUUUACAAUUUGGGAACCAGUUCAAUUCUCAGGUUCAUGUUCAGUCUCAGUACCAGCCUUACCCAUCUGUCCCCAGCACAUAUAACCAUUCAGCAAAUGUGGUCCCUAGCAACAGUCAAAUCCAAGAUUCUACUGUCAGCCUAUUGCAUCAGAGUGCAACUCCAUCCAGGUCGUUGUCUAGCUUUUCUAUGCCUUCUCAAAGUGAACAGUUUGCUUUGUCUCCACAGAAACCUAAUGGCACUGAUACCUUGUUUUGUCAGGUUCAGGGCACAAAUUACUCCCAGACCCAAUCUGGGAUCCCACCGUCUUCAGACAGAGGGAAUUGGGAGCUUCCCAGUCAAGUGCAGCAAUUCCAACCUGCUCCCACUGGAUCUGGGCAGGGUACCACAGAAAUUGAGGCUGAUAAGAAUCAGCGCUAUCAAUCCACGCUGCAGAUCUGCUCUGAUAUAGAAAACAACGAUGUGCAGAUAAGUAAAUUCAUGGAGAAGGGGUUUGAUAUGGAAGAUACUCUUCUGAAGAUGAUUGCUGGCAUCAUAUACUGCAGUUUGGAGCUUGGAGAGCUCAUUAUGCUUUGGCAGUGUUUCUUCAAGGCUGUUAUUUCCAAGGAACAGUGA